AAAUUAGGACUUCAAAUUUAAAAACCGGGUUCAAAAUAUAAAAUAAAAUCAAAACAAAGAACAUAGAUGUCUUGCUACGUUUACCGAGGAUUUAGAUAAAGUUCCAGGAUGCAUAUAAUCGGAAGCUUAAUACAGCAUAAAUCCUACACUAAAAGUUAAUUGUAUUUAUUUCAAUUUAUUGCCUUUUAAUGCUAUAUUGUCUAAUAGUUAGCAAAAGUACAUAAUGUUUAUUUACAUGAGUAAAAAGAUAGCCAUCCCAAAGCAGUCAAAAGUUUCUUGCAUAUCAUGGAAUCAUUCAUCGGGAUAUAUUGCAGUUGGUGGAGAAGAAGGGAUGUUAAAAGUUUUAAAAUUGGAAUCGGGUGGUGGAGGAAAUUUGUCAAUGAAUUUGAGUCUCGAGGGUCACACUGGCCAAAUAUGUGUGGCAAUAUGGAAUGAAGUUUUCCAGAAACUAACAACUAGUGAUGAACAUGGUGUCAUUAUUGUAUGGAUGCUAUACAAGGGAUCUUGGUAUGAAGAAAUGAUAAAUAAUAGAAAUAAAUCAACUGUUUCCAGUAUGUGUUGGGGUUCAGAUGGACAAAAAAUUUGCAUUGCCUAUGAAGAUGGAGCUGUAAUCGUUGGUUCUGUAGAUGGAUCUCGAGUGUGGGGUAAAGAUAUAAAAGGACCAGGCUUGGCUGCUGUUCAAUGGUCUCCGGAUAAUUCAAGUCUACUUUUUGCAUUAAGUAAUGGGGAACUGCAUUUAUAUGACGACCAAGGAAACUUUAUGAUGCCAGUAGCUGUGAAUGGCAUUACUGGACCUAUGGAAGUAACUACAAUGGAUUGGUUUCCUGGCACGGCUCCACGCAAUAGACCUGUUUUAGCAGUUUGUUACCGUGGAGGUAUGCUGUUACUCAUGAAGAAUUGCAUUGAAGAAGAUAGUAUUCUAAUAGAUACGAAUAUGACGACAAUUGAUUGUCAUUGGAAUCACAUUGGUACAGUACUAGCUGUAGCAGGUCACACUAGCGAUAAUACAAAUGUAGUGCAAUUUUUUACUGCGUAUGGGGAGCAUAUAAGAACUUUAAGGGUACCAGGUGGUACAAUGAGAGCACUGUCGUGGGAGAAGCGCUCGCUGCGACUCGCUAUAGCGGUAGAUUCGUUCAUAUAUUUUGCAAAUGUGAGACCGGACCACAAAUACGCCUUCUACGGAAAUACGUUAGCUUUCAUAUCUGGCGCUGAAACUGUUACUUUUUGGGACACUGUAACUAACCAGUCUUGGGUGAACCAUAUACCUGACGUUAUCGACAUGUAUGGAGCAGAAGAGUAUUGUAUAAUUGCAACAGUAAAUACGCUUAUAAUAUCGAAUCAACAGGGAAUCCAGUGUGACGCUAAAACAGUAAACGUAUCCAUGGCUUAUGUUACAAUCAAUAGCAAAGCUAUUGCAGUAGCUGCAUCGAAAGAAUCCUUCAUGGUAUGGAAAUUUUCAACUCCGUCACGAUCAUUGACUUCAGAACAGCUGUUCCAUCCCGAUGGUACUUUAUUAACAGCUAACGGUACCGCGUUUCAAGACGACACGAUAUGUUGUCUCGCGUGCUCCGACAGUCAUCUACUGAUCGGUCGAGAUUCCGGUACGAUACUGCUGUUCUCUUUACUAAGCUUCAAAAGAAUCACGUCGAUCAAUAUCAAUUCGAGACCGUAUAAAAUGAGUUUGAACUCUAAUUCAAGUAAGUUUCUAGUUAUCGAUCAGCCGGGAUGUCUACAUAUUUUGGACACCGAUAUGUCAAAUAAUAUAAGUGUCGGUCAAGCGUUGCGCAAGGACGUGUGGAGCGCGAUGUGGGCCACGGACAACCCUCACAUGCUGGCUGCGGCUGAGAAGGCGCGACUCUACGUCAUGCGGGACAACGAGCCCGAGGAGCCGCUCGUCAUGCAGGGAUAUCUAUGUAAAUUUAAGGAACUGGAAAUAACUACAGCAUUAUUAGAUAACUUGUCUGACAAAUGCUCACCGCAACACAUAGUACGUGUCGAAGUGAAAUCGCUCAGAGACACGAGGCAGCUCAUUGAAAAAGUCGGAUUGAAAGAAGCGGAAAACUUUAUAAAAGAUAAUCCCCACCCGCAAUUAUGGUUACUGCUCGCUGAAGCGGCCUUGAGGAAAUUUGAAUCUGAGAACGCAGUCGAAACGGCCGAAGCUGCGUUUGUUAGGCGAAAUGAUUACGCAGGAAUUAAAUUUGUAUCGCGACUGAAUGCACUACAUUCCAGUGCCCUUAAGAAAGCCGAAAUAAUGGCAUAUUUCAAAGACUUCGAUGCCGCUGAAAAGAUUUAUUUAAACGAAGACAGACGAGAUUUAGCUAUAGCUUUACGUAAGCGUUUAGGACAUUGGUUUCGUGUGGUUGAACUUUUGAAAAUGUCGGCGAACACCACCGAUGCACACAUUAAACAAGCCUACGUCAAUAUUGGGGACUUCUACAUUGAUAGACAAAAUUGGAGCGGUGCUUUGGAAUACUAUAAAAUGUCCAAUAACACAGAAGGAUUGAAGAAAUGUUACAUGGCAUUAGAGGAUAAUGAAUCACUUUCCAAAUUAUUCAUAAGUUCUCCGAGAACCACAAAGGAUACAAAAUUAAAACAAAAUGACGCUGAACUCUUGGACAGUAAAAUAAAUGAGCAGCCCUCCAUACAGUAUAUAAUACAACUUAAAGAGAGUGGUCGAACUAUUCAGGCUGCUAAUAUGGCGUUUCAGUUGGCUAAUGUCGAAGCUUCAAAAAAUGCAUCACCUCUGCGAAUAAAGAAGCUAUACAUACUGGCGGGUCACUUGUACAAUCAAAACCCAGGAGCGGCAGGGUGCACGGGAGCGGAGUGGUGGCGGCGUGGGGCGGCGCAGCACUGGCUGGCGACAGCCGCCUCCCCGAUGCGCCCCGACGCCGCCCUGCGCGCCGCCGCCCGCCUGCACGCGCUACUACCGGCGCUGCACCCCGCACAACAUCGCGCUGCCUGGUGCACAAUAGCCUCAAUAGCUAUUCAAAAUCGAGCAUUCGACCUGGCUUCUAAGGCGUUCAUUAAACUCGAAGCGAUGGACCCUGCUGUGUUCGAGAAUCUGGCAGUGGAAAUAUUUACGAGGUGCAGACCUAAAGAUGCAAAAGGAAACAGAAUCGAGUGUCCGAAUUGUGAAGGUUCAAUGCCGGAGUGGGUAUCGUCGUGUCCGCGGUGUUCGUGGCAGCUGGAGACGUGCGCAGUGUCAGGUCGGAGUCUGCACGGCUCGCACACGCUGUGGUGUUGCCGCGUGUGUGACGCGCGCGCUCCCAGACACGAGCUCGUCCUGAGGCACUCUUGUCCCUUGUGUCACGCAGAGCUCGCCUGAACAGAACACAGGCUUGCAAGAGUACUCAACGGUAGGCAGCGACCAGACAGUGGCAGCGGCGGCCAUUUAAAAAAAAAAUCUGAUAUCUAUGAGACUCCCGAAAUAAGUAUUUUUCUUAAUCUCGGUUAUGUAAAGACCAGUAAUGGUCUAUUUCAAAAUAUUUUAUGAUUUCUUCUUAUUGAUAAGUUAUAUAAUUUGUUAAUGUUAAGACACAUCUUAAUGAUCUCUCAACUACAUUUAUCUAUGUCCUCUCGAAUAAGAUUAGUAACAUGUGUGUGUGAACUUUGAAUCGGUUCUUUUAUUUUUUUUCCUUUCUCUCCCUUAUGAUAUUCUUAUUUGUGAGUAUAUUUAGAGCUUGACUAAAUAUAUAAAAAAA
Messenger RNA from Bombyx mandarina (wild silkworm), 3701 nucleotides. It is a transcript of the gene Oseg4, whose product is annotated as intraflagellar transport protein Oseg4. Gene Ontology annotation, cellular component: non-motile cilium; intraciliary transport particle A. Gene Ontology annotation, biological process: intraciliary retrograde transport; non-motile cilium assembly; protein localization to cilium. Gene Ontology annotation, molecular function: protein binding. The record is from RefSeq and is a predicted model, not a curated record. NCBI's taxonomy places the organism in Eukaryota, Metazoa, Arthropoda, Insecta, Lepidoptera, Bombycidae.